Molecule: messenger RNA, 2733 nt
Organism: Heterobilharzia americana
Lineage: Eukaryota; Metazoa; Platyhelminthes; Trematoda; Strigeidida; Schistosomatidae
Source: the annotation of a GenBank genome assembly
CAAAAAAGCAUUUGACAAUUGAGAAGUGCACAAGAUCUUUGAAUGUUAGGAUUAGCUGAUACAAACAACGCUUUUCUGUGAAAUAGUCAAAAUUCAUGAUGGAUUACAUGCCUACUUUUUUCACAUCCACCUCAGAUUAAAAAUGCUAAACGAUUAAUGAAAAACCUGUAAAUUGGAAGGUAAUUAUAUGACAAUUUUGAAACGAACCAUCUUCAUCUUCAACACAUUCAACUUUGAAGCCCAAUAGGCAUAGGUCAAGUAUAUCAACAUAAAAAUUAACUUAAUGUUGCACACUGAUAUAUUGGUACUAGUAUUUCUAUGUUUCAUAGUUAUUCUAAUAGCCAUUGGCUAUUUCGUAUUCCAUUCUGAUGCAGAAACAAACAUUAUGAAACGGAGAAAACGUAUCAGAACUAUGAGUAAACAGUUGAAUAAUAAAAAUGCAAGACAUGAAAUUGCUCGUUUUUACAGUUUCGAUAAACAAGCUCAGCAUAAAAUGAAUUCAUUCUCAAGUGAAUUUGAUCUUGAUAAUGGUGUAGAUACUGCUGAUUUUCAUAGCGGUGAUGAUCAAUCAAAAAGAGAUUUUUUUGGAAAUACAAGUUGUAAAGCAAGAAAAGAAAGCCUUAUACCUUAUCAUAAACAGCAAAGACACAGUUUACAACCAAUAUCAAUGCAACAUUCAUAUGAAAAUGAGCAUACCCCAUUCAGUCAAAAUCAAGGCAUUCGAUUUAUUUGUGGUCUACAAACUCCCCCAAUAAACAUAACAAAGCCUCAAACAGUACAACCAGAUAGUAGACCAGUUACACAAAGAAAGGGCCUAACUCGAGCCUUUUCUGAAAGUUGUACGACAAAGCUUGUCAAUCCGAACAACAAUACUAUUCAUCCUGUGAAUACUGAGACCAAUGAGACAAGAGGAGAUAUUCGUUUGCCAAAACUAAGUGAGCCAAACCUACAAAGGCAUAUUCAUCCAUGGUUGAAUCGUUUAAAAUACAAUACAUCAAUAUUUUACACCGAUAAAUCUGCUUCAUCUUCAAGUGAAUCUAUGUGGUCUGAAGCUAAACGUCGGUUAAGCAAUGCAGACAAGGUAUUCGAUCCUGUUAUGCGUAUACUGUCUACAGUACCACUAAAAAAUCAAACAAAUGUAGACACUUCAUGGAUGAAUUUCACUAUGAAUCCAAAUACAAAUGGAAAUAUAUGCUUUUCAUUAGCUUACACAUGUACGUUGAGUACACUGAAUGUUACAAUUAACCGGUUAAUUGGUGUUAGUAAUCUCAUUAAAAGUUCAGAUACUUUACCUAGUCAAACAUCAACAAAUUUUAUUGUUAGUCUACGUUUAAGACAUCAUAGGAAGCUUUCAAUUUAUAGAGAAUGUGAAGACGAGGCAGAAAUAAGAAAAUUAGAUUUAAGAGAAGAAAGUGAUGGUUUUCGUAAAAAGUAUUUCACUCAACCAGUUUCAACCUCAUUAAAUCCAAAUUUUGAUCAAUCAUUUAUGUUUCCAAUCACUUUGAAUGAAUUAAAAAAUGCUGAACUAGUCUUAACAGUAUUACAAUCGACAACAAUGAAUAAAUCUAUAGAUGGGAAUGUCAGUUUAGAAGAUAGUCUAAUACCAAGACGAAAUAUUUCAAUGACUUCUUAUCAUUCUCUAAAUGUUCAUAGUGGUGAUAAAUGUUCACGUAGAGUGAAUAUGAUCUCUGAAGAUAUGAGAUGUAUUGGUGUAACAUUUUAUAAAUUGAAUCAACAUGAACUGAUAAACUGUCCAGAAAAAAUGCAAAAUAUCUGGCAAGAACUACGUAAACUGCCUGAAUUACAUGAUGGACAACUUGAAAUGAACAUGGACAAUACUAACCCUACUACUACUACUACUGAUAAUAAUAGUGAUAAUGGUUAUAAUAAUGGCGUACCAAUAGCAUCUAUUAGUAGUCCUUUAGACUAUGAAACGUUUGUUUACAAUUCAGAAAAUGAAGAACAAAAUAUGAAUGAAAUGGAAAAUGAAAAAUCUUGGGCAAGUGCUAUUACUAGGGUUCCUCGAGGUGAACCUAGUAACAAGUCGAUGGCAAAAGUAUCUAUCUUAUACAAGAGAGAAUCAUCCAUCCUUGAAAUAUCCGUGGAAGAGUUUAGAAAUUUGAAGAUGUACACAAAUGAGACUGAAAUGAUGUUUCAAGCACUAUUCUGUCUCGGAAAUACAACCUUAUCGGUUGUAAAAGGUAAACCAUUCAAAAUAGCAAAACUAAAAAGUGAUGAAGCUAAUAUACAUGAGAAACAGAAAUUCAAUACAUUUAACCAAAUUUCAAUUCCUUAUACUGAGCAUUUAUCAUUGAAUGUGGACAUGAAUCGAUUACUUAACUUCACUAAUAUUGGAGUCCUUUUGCAAAUAUUUGUUCGCACAGACUUAUCGAGCCACCUGCGACGUUUGGCAAAUAUUUCAGUUGGUGAAACCAAAGUUACUCAUGAUUUGUCUCUGGUUCAAUGGAAUGAUUUGAUAAAAGAAUUAAAACGACUGAAAAAUGAUAACCUAUUCACUGCAACAAGGAAAAUAACCUAUUGGCAUUUAAUUGAUGCAGUUUAAUAAGUGGGUUGAAACAAAUCUAACUAGAAGGCAGAGAAAGCAUUUGUGCAUUCCAAUAGUCAAAGAACAUACCCCGUGACCUCUAGAUGUUUACUACCAUCAAUUCGCUUGUGUAGAACAUGAAGUGAUUAUCGCUUUUUUAAUAUAUAAAGUAUUUAAAAUUGUUGUUU